This is a messenger RNA of Arabidopsis arenosa, 1458 nucleotides long. The record is from the annotation of a GenBank genome assembly. NCBI's taxonomy places the organism in Eukaryota, Viridiplantae, Streptophyta, Magnoliopsida, Brassicales, Brassicaceae.
CGUAGAUUUUUUUUCUCAAUUAACCUCUGUUUCAAGCUUCUUUGUUCAUCAAACUUCACUUGUUGUUCCAAAGGGUUUUUUUUUGAGUUGUUGAAGAAGAUGAGUGACAAUUUAAUGGACAAAGUUAGCUCCUUUAGUGAGCGUCUCAAGAUUGGUGGUUCUGAGGUGAGCAAGAAAGUGACUGCUGGUGUGAGCUCUAUGAGUUUCAAAGUGAAGGAACUUUUCCAAGGUCCUAACCCAACUGAUAAACUAGUCGAGGAUGCUACUUCUGAGAAUCUAGAGCAACCUGAUUGGGCUAUGAACUUGGAAAUAUGCGAUAUGAUCAACCAGGAGAAGAUCAGUAGCAUUGAUUUGAUCCGCGGGAUAAAGAAGAGGAUUAUGAUGAAACAGCGGAGGAUUCAGUACCUUGCCUUGGUUUUGCUUGAGACUUGUGUUAAGAAUUGUGAGAAAGCCUUCUCUGAGAUUGCUGCUGAAAGAGUUCUCGAUGAAAUCGUUAAGCUGAUUGAUGAUCCACAAACCGUUGUCAAUAAUCGCAAUAAAGCCUUGAUACUGAUUGAAGCUUGGGGGGAAUCAACCAGUGAACUCCGCUACUUACCAGUUUUCGAAGAAACUUACAAGAGCCUAAAAUCAAGAGGUAUCCGCUUCCCUGGACGUGACAACGAGAGCUUAGCGCCUAUUUUCACCCCUCCUAGAUCUUCUUCAAUACCAGAAGUCGACACUGGUCUUGCUCAGCAUGUCAACGAGCAUGCACAUGUGCAGUACAAUGCUCCUCUUGUUCGAACCUUUACUGCGGAAGAUACAAAGGAAGCUUUUGAUGUUGCAAGGAACAGCAUUGAACUUCUGACUACGGUGUUGUCAUCUUCACCCCAUCAGGACGUUUUACAUGAUGACUUGACAACUACACUAGUACAACAAUGUCGCCAAUCCCAAACCACAGUACAAAGAAUCAUAGAGACAUGUGGAGAAGACGAAGCCCUUUUAUUCGAAGCAUUGAAUGUAAAUGACGAGCUAGUGAAAACGCUGUCAAAAUAUGAAGAGUUGAAGAAACCAUCUGCACCAUUAGCUGCACCAGAGCCAGCCAUGAUUCCUGUUGCUACUGAAUCUGAUGACUCUCAUAUUCAUGCAAAAGAAGAAGAAUCACUGGUCAGGAAAUACUCAGGCGGUGCUCAAGGUGGGACUACUCAUGGGAGCGGAAGCAGCAGCGAUGACAUGAUGAUGGAUGAUCUGGAUGAGAUGAUAUUUGGUAAGAAAGGUUUGGGUCAUUCUUCUUCAUCUGAUGCUACUACUGCUUCUGGAAAUGACCCGAAGAAGCAGCAAUCGUCUAAAAACAAUGAUCUCAUUCGCUUCUGAGAUGUGUUUUUCUUUUCUUAGUGAGAAAACUCUAGUGGAUUGGUGUUUAGUCUUUGGGAAUAUGCAUCAACAGUUUUUAAUGUAUGUAAAUAAACUAAAAUUUAGCAG